Sebastes umbrosus (honeycomb rockfish) is the source of this 5896-nucleotide messenger RNA. It is a transcript of the gene mmp11a, whose product is annotated as matrix metallopeptidase 11a. The record is from RefSeq and is a predicted model, not a curated record. NCBI's taxonomy places the organism in Eukaryota, Metazoa, Chordata, Actinopteri, Perciformes, Sebastidae. Gene Ontology annotation, molecular function: metalloendopeptidase activity; zinc ion binding. Gene Ontology annotation, cellular component: extracellular matrix. The coding region runs from base 423 to 1856 and encodes 477 amino acids. The transcript is spliced from 8 exons. Gene Ontology annotation, biological process: extracellular matrix organization; collagen catabolic process; proteolysis.
UUUUAUAUACAAGUAUUAAAUAACUUAACAUUGGGUUCCUUUUUGUGAUGUUGAUAAAAAUCCAGAACCACAGGUGGGUGAAAAACGCACAGCCAUCAUCAUCUGUUUUGAGUUGACGGGCAUGCAGCAGAGAAAGGGUUAAGAGUCACAUGGUAGCUGGUGGUAUUAUCAGCCCUGGGCUGUAAAAAAAAAAAAAAAGUAUGAGGAGGAAAAAAAACAACCUUUAGGAGAACAAAGAAAUCAGAGUCUAUUUAAAGAGAAGGAGCCCUGGAGACCCUGCAGCCGAGUGACUCCAGGCUUUUACGCACAGCUCACAGCUGCAACAAAUCCAGUCUGCCUGUCUGUGCACCAACCACCUCCACCUCCACCAUCAACCACCUCCACCUCCACCAUCAACCACCUCCACCUCCACGGCAGCGAGGAUGCGGACGUCUCUGGCUGUGUGCUGCUGCUGCAUCUUAGCGCUGCAAUGCCUCCCGAGCACGCUUUGUCUUCCAGUGCACGGAUCAUCCAGCAGGUACAAAGCUGCACCGGUCUCUGAAAAGUUCCCCGACCUGAAGAAGAGGGGGAAGGUUCCUCACGCUCAGGACUUAGUAAAGGAUGCGACGAACACCUCCAACACGUGGAACCGACCUCGCUGUGGCGUACCGGACUACCCCGCCCACAAGGAGGUGCACUAUCGGGGGCGCCACCGCCAGAGACGCUUCGUCCUGUACGGAGGACGUUUGGAGAGGACAGACCUCACCUACAGGAUCAUGCGGUUUCCCUGGCAGAUCGGUGAGGAAAAGGUCCGACGUGUCUUUCGGGAAGCGCUGAAAAUCUGGAGUGACGUCACCCCGCUCACCUUCACCGAGGUCCACGGCGGGAAGGCCGACAUCCGCAUCGACUUCACAAGGUACUGGCACGGAGACAACCUUCCCUUCGACGGCCCGGGUGGGAUCCUCGCUCACGCUUUCUUCCCCAAAACACACCGACAGGGCGACAUCCACUUUGACUACGACGAGUCGUGGACCCUCGGGAACCACAUGGGCACAGACCUUCUCCAGGUUGCUGCCCAUGAGUUCGGGCACGUCCUGGGCCUGCAGCACUCCCGCGAGCCGGGAGCCAUCAUGUCCGCAUACUACACCUUCUCCUACCCGCUGAGGCUGAGCGAGGACGACAAGCGAGGCAUCCAGUACCUGUACGGGGCUCAUCCGCAAGUCCUGCCCUCGCCUCCGCCCCCGCCGCCGCCUCCUCCAUCAAACCCAGAGACCAACGAGAUCAUGACUAGCCCCGACGCCUGCCAGACGGACUUUGAUGCCGUGUCUAUGAUCCGAGGGGAGCUGUUCUUCUUUAAGUCGGGCUACGUGUGGCGGAUCAGGGACGGGCAUCUGGAGAGCGGUUACCCGGCGCUGGCGUCCCGUCACUGGAGGGGGAUUCCCGACAACAUCGACGCCGCCUUUGAAGACAAAUCAGGGAAUAUUUGGUUCUUUCAAGGUGAGAACUACUGGGUGUUCGACGCUGAGAUGCAGAUCAGAGGGCCGGAGUCCAUCAGGAGGUUGGGUCUGUCGGUGUCCAGGAUCCAGGCGGCGCUGCGCUGGGGCCACGACUCCAACUACAACACCUACUUCUUCAAGUCAGGCAGCUACUGGAGGUUCAGCCCCCGCGAGCACCGGGUCGAGUCCGCCUACCCGCGCAGCAUGCAGGACUGGAGCGGCAUCCCCGGCGACGUGGACGCCACUUUUAGGGAUGUCUACGGCUACGCUCACUUUAUCCGAGGACGACAGUACUGGAAAUUCGAUCCCGUUGGCAUGAACUCUUUGGAGGGCUACCCUCGCUACAUCGGCAUGGAUUUUUUCGGCUGUAGAAACGUGUGAGUCUUUAAACUGCGGAGAAUCACAUUAACAGAUUGGUUUUUUUUUACUAUGAAGAGGAGUUUUUUGGAGCAGAGACGUUUGUAUGUGUUCAUCCUGCGGAUUCGAGAGGGAUGAGACGAUCUCCUUUAAAUCUGUUUAUGCUUUACUCCAUUUAUUGAAUUACACCUUCUUCUCAGGAAGUUACGUUUCCUCAGACUUGGCACCUGCUGUGCAGCUAUACUCGUAUUUAUUUUGCACAUUUUUGUCACCAUGAGGCUGAGAUCUGGGCCCUGUAUUAACGACGUGUGAUGCUGUAUCGUUCUCACUUCCUGUCUUUGAGCCCAUUUUAUUUUUUUCACAGACUGUAGAAGAUGUUUUCAGCUGAACUUCUCUGAACCUCAAAUGUUUGAAGAGUGACAUCAAACGCUAGAUUUGUACAUGUGACAGUGAGAGUGUAACUUUAAACCCAGAAAAUCAGUCAACAUGACGUCGGCAAACAACAUUUUAAGGAUGUGAUCACACAUGCAGUUGAUUUUCCUGCCAGCUUGACUCCCACUGACCAUGAAUCACAACAUAGAAACAAAAGCCACAUUCCUCUGAAGUUGCUCUGUUAUUAUACAGAGUUUUGAAAACCUGUCAGAUUAAACUGCAUAAAGUUGUGACAUUAUUGUAAGUUUAACCGAACAUGACGGACUUGUUUGUGCUCUUACCCGCUGAAUGUUCUCAGCUUUCAUAUAAUUUGGGGUUUCAUCUCCUGAAGUGAGUCGCUCUCAUGCUGUGUAGUCAUACUUCCAUCCAAACGUAGUGCACAUUCAAACCGAAUUUUCAGAAAAUCUGCAAAAGAAAAUGCAAAAUCAACGCACAACUCUAUCCACUAUUAUGCAAAUAUUAGGAGUAGGAUGCGUCGAGAUGAACAGUUGCACUAAUUCUCCAGCUGGGUGCUGUUAAAUUAUUGCAGGAGAAGAGGGAACAGCAGAUAACCUGAAAUGAAAAAAUAUGACAUUUAAGUGCGUUUCAUGUAUUAAUGUGAGGAAGGUUACAGUCUUCCUCAUCGGUUCAGUUGACGUUUAAGUCACAUGCUUCAUAUACGUCAUGAGUUCUUCGCUAAGUCUGUUUCUAUUGCACGUUGUCGCAUUUAGUUUUUAUCGAUACACCAAUUUUUCCACCUCAGACAAGCAUAAAAAAAAUGUUUUUGCGAUACGCAAGACUUUUUCUUUUGUAGGCUCAAAUUGAAAAUGCACAUAAAAACAGGUGGAUGGAAACGAAACUUAACUACACUAUCCAUUAGCAGACUGUUUCAACAGUGCUGGCUUUUGAUAGGACCAACACCUGAAUAGUCCAAAUUGGAGAAAGCUAUCACAUUAGCCAUUCAGUUUCACAUAAACUUGCCUCUGAUGAACGAAAAGCAAACGCCAAUACAGCUUUCCUCUCCGUAUCGGAAAAGAAAUGAGCCGAAACCAAAAUCGAAGGACAGAUGGAGAGAGACUCCUUCCAUUAUAGUUAGAGGGUUUUUUUUAAAAAGUAAAAAAGUCCCAUAAGUUGUUUACUCGCAGGUUUUGAACUCACAAAAUGUACUUUUUCGGGACAAAAUAUCAACAUCUUCUUUCCCUUAAUGUGCAUGUGACAUAAUAGCUUUAGCAGUCAUCGUCGUUUUUCAUAGAGUCGAGGAAGCAGAGGUGGACCGGUAGAAGCUCUUAUCUCAGUGCUUCACAUUAAUGAAGUGUUAGAGCAAACGGUUGUGGUGCACGAGGACCUCCAUCUAGAUUCUUCUACACAUAAAGUUGGAUGUUGAUGAUUAUUGGUGUUUCAAGUGUUUAAGAGAAAGUUUUGUAUUUAUUUUUUUGGGCAAAUUGAGCAAAUGUACAAGGUUUCAGUGAGUAAGGAUGUGAUUUAGGAUGACUUUUUACUCCUCAUGCAGCUUUUAGAUGCUAUGUUAACUACUUCUUCUUCCCUGAAACUUCUGCAUUUCAUACAACAUGGAGCCUUAAAGAAAUGAUGUGUUCAUACGGGGAAGAAAAUGCAGAUAACGUCGCUGUAUGUCAUGGUUUGAUGUCACUCUUCCAACAUGAUGGUAUGAAGCUCUUAAUGUUGUUGGUCACUCUGAGGCGGUAUAAAAAGCUGCAGGGCGCCAUCUAGAGUGCAGCACCGUCAGUCACCCUGCAGGAGAAGUGAGAUAUGUCCUCAGAUUAUGUGUCUCAUGCUUGAUGAAGUCAUUGUUUAUCUAUAUACACAACAUGGUGCUCUUUUCAGGUUGGUCAGUGUGACACAUUCAGGGACAGCAGCUGCUGCGUGGAUCAGCGGUUCUCAACCUGCUGAGACUUUAAAUUUAACCUGAUUGUUUUGCUGAAUCACUAGACGAAGCCAGUGAUUCACAGGAAGUUAUCGCAUUAGAUCACCAGCUGGACGGCAGUGGUGCAAAGUACAUUUACUCAAGUACAAUUCUGAGGUAUUUGUACUUUUUGUGCUACUUUAAACUUCUGCUCCGCGAUGUUUCAGAGGCAAAUAUGUUUCUUUUACUCCCCUACAUUUAUUUGACAGCUUUUAAGAUUAAAUUAAAAAACAUAAAAUAAGCUUAUAAAGCUCAACACAUUGCUAAAGGUCAAAGCUGUCCCAAAUCCAUACUACAUACUAAUCACUGUAAUACACUGUUGUUGCAGUUAGUUUACAAAAAAACAUCAUACUUUACCAUUUAAUACUACGUUGGUCGUCAAUUAACUGCUUUGAAACAUUUUUAACACUAGAUAAUAGAUUUAAUUCUUGUUUUUUAGAUCUCUCUGAAGCUGUUUCACCACCAGGCUCAAUUAACUUUAAUGUUUUCCAGCUGUGAGCAGCUCCUCCACUUCCUUUGUGCAUUGCAUUGUGGGAGAACAACAGUGUGCAUCAACAGCACACUUUAAAAAUGACUAUUUAGUAUGCAUGCUAUCUGGUUGAAGUAUACUUCAUUUGGUCUCUUUUCCAGUCAAAACCUGCUUAGAAGUAGCGUGUAGUCUGGAUUUGGGAGACUCUGUGAAUCAGUGACUUUUUCAACAAUUCUGGUUUGUGACCUCUGUGGUUUUCCAGAUGUCUAUGAGUUGUUUAACCAAAUUUCCCCUCUAAAUGUCUCCUAUGAUUGCAUUUAAAACAUCUGUUUAAGGCUCUAAGAGGUCAGAUUAUUCAAUAUUUCACAAAAAAGAUCAGAGAAAAAAACAUUAAACUAAUAUAAAUUUUGUUUUUUUCAUCCAUCCUCUCCCAUUAAUCAGAUUUAUCUGGUGACCCUACGUCCAAACUGUAUAUAAAGUAGUUCAAAGUAGCUCCACCUUAAGCAACUUCAACAUUAACAUGCCCGUCUAACAUUGAUGCUUCAGUAUUAAUAUCUAAUAAUGUAAUAAAUAAUAAUAUAUUGAGUACUUUCACCGUUGAUACUUUAUUUUGAGUUCAGGACUUUUACAGUAUUUGUACACUGUCGUAUUGGUGCUUUGACUUAAGUACAGGAUCUGAAUACUUCCUCCACCACUGCUGGAGAGGUAAAGGACCUGAUAAAGUCAUGUUCCGACCUCUUUGUGGGUCCGGUGACGCAGGUUGAGAACCGCUAGUUGCAGCACUUGAUACGUGAAGGCUCAGUCCAGAACGCGGUGCUCAUCAGAUCAGAUGGUAGUUUUUCAGUGCAGGACGCUGACGAGUCGUUAACACUUUUCAUCAUUCAGACUUUGUUGUUGUUGUUGUUGUUGUUGUUGUUUGAAUCAUUUCUACAACUCAAGUGUUAAUCAGUGAACAAAUAUUUAUACACAAACAACUCAGCAAAAAGUUUGUUGUACAUACAUGUCUUUGAUUAUUAUUUUUUUUACUCAUAUGUAGCCUAAACUCUGUACAUUGAACUGUAUGAACUGUGUAUUGUUUUCUUUCUAAUAAAACCAUAACCUUUUUACCAAACGCUGCUGCGUCUGGAGAGAUUCAAGUUGGUUUAUUACAGAUAAUUUAAAACUAGACAUUCAUGUUUAAUCAAAAAAUGUAUAAAUGCUUUUUACCCAUUGUUCCGAGUGAAAUACAUUUCUUUUCGACUAACUUCAAUCUUUGUGCUUAAC